Meleagris gallopavo (turkey) is the source of this 2360-nucleotide messenger RNA. It is a transcript of the gene TMEM72, whose product is annotated as transmembrane protein 72. NCBI's taxonomy places the organism in Eukaryota, Metazoa, Chordata, Aves, Galliformes, Phasianidae. The record is from RefSeq and is a predicted model, not a curated record.
UGCUGCCUUGGAGCAGGAAAGCCACGCAUGCACCCCAGUUGCAAGGCUGCAAAUGCUCCCAAAGCCGCACCCCCCCUUACCAAUCAUUAAUCACCAUAGGGAGGGCGGGUGAGGGGGAAAAGGCCAAGCAUCUGUAACGCUGAGGCAGUGCUGACCGGUUCCCUGCAGUUCUGCCCCUGUGGAGGUGGCCAGUCCUUUGGGAAGGUCACCAGGACCUGCACACAAGAGGCUAGCCUGCAGCUGGAGGUCUGAAGACGGAGCCUCUGCUUAGCUGGCAUCACCUCCAUCAUCUUCACCAUGCGGCAGGAAGCAUUCUGGAGUGCCUUGGAAUAUACCUGCCGAUUGCUGGGCAUCACCACCGCAGCAGUGCUGAUCGGCGUCGGUGUAGAAACUCUACAGCGAGGGCAGUUCAAAAACCUGGCUUUCUACCUGCUUUUUUCAGGGUUUGCAGUUACUGUCUGUGAAGGCUUCUUCUUUCUCAGUUUGUUCCUGGAGAUGUGCUUCACAUAUGAGCCUGACUCUUUGGCACAUUCCUGCUGGAAGCAAGCCAGACGCCCAGGGAGUUUCCAGAAAUUCCUGGGGUACACUCUACUCUCAUUGGCUUGCUUCUUGCAUCCCAUCAUCGUCUGGCAUGUCACCAUACCUGGGUCCAUGCUAGUGCUGACUGCCUUGGCCUACUUCCUGCUGAGCAAGAGGAGAAAGACUCCAGGGCACAAAGAGGCUCAUCCUGAAGCAGGCCAGUAUGUGGACCCUUCAGCCACCAUGGCAGCCCCAACCAUUGCUGGUGACACUGAGCAGACCUACACCUUCUACGAGUCCCAGAGGGAGCAGCACUGCUCACUGCUGGGCCACAUGAAGAGCAUCCUGAAGGGCAGCAAGGACAGAAGUCUGACCCAUGCAGCUACACUCCAAACAGAGCUCCCACCAGCCCCACGUAAGCAAGUGCAUUUCCAGGAGAAGGUGGUGCAAAUCAUCCCUUCUGUCAGCGAAAGCCUGGAUGAUGUGGAAAGUGAGACUGAAGAAACCACAUCAGAUACAGCACCCAUCCUCACCCCUCCUGAUACUCCUGUUGUCCUCACUCCCCUCAGUCCCACAGGACUGUUUUGAGGACUCAGCACCAACAAGGAGAAGGCAGGCACACUUGUACUGGUGUUCCUCCCUGAGAUUCAGGCAGCUGAUGGACCUUGUACCAUGGGCAGCACUGCUACAAUGACUAGAGUAUCACAGCCUCCUCUGUGCUUUCUAUGAUCCUGGCAGGUCAGCAGGAAAUCCCACAGGCCAACCCCACAGCUAGCAAGUAGGAUGAGAGAUGGAGUGUGCGUCACCCAUGCCCCAAUGUGGAGGAGUGGCCCUCCUGGCCCUCCCUACUCUGGCUGGUUCACCUGUUAUGCAGAGACUGCAUGUACAGAUCAGGCCUGUAGCUAGUGUGUGGUGGUCUGCAGCCCUACAGCAUCAUGCCCAGGGGACAGGCCGUGGAUUGACCAGCCCAAUGGAAAGACAGUAAGGUUUCUCCUCCUGGGGAAUCUCUCUCUAUGUCUUCAUUCAUCAUCUGUUACAGAAUGACAUGCCGCAGCAGCAGCUUCUGCCUAACAUCACAGCCAUGGCAUUUGCUUCCUAAGAGGCAGGAAGAGGGCUACCAUCAUCCACCAAGCAGCCUCUGCUGGGAACAGUUGUCUUCCAACUGUCCUUGUUGUGCCUGGAAGAGCUCAUGGAAGCUUGGAGUUAUCAAGCACUCUCCUGGAGAUAGCUCUUGCUAAAUGUUCUCCUUUGAGACAUGCUCUGGGCCCAGCAGGGGAGUCAUGUCACUGUGGGAGCAGGGAGGACCCUACGGAGACUUCUGGAGUUAGAAGAGCAUUAGAAUGCUGUAGAACCUCAAGUUCCAAGGUUCAGAAAUGGUUGGCUCAGCAGACUGUUAAAUAUGGCCCCCAGAAGGCAAAGGCAAUAAUAAAGUUACAAUGCUGCCCCACUGGCCCUCUCCAAUCCCUGAAGUCUUCACUUUUGCCUUAAUACUACUGUAUCCUUUGCUCUUUGAAGACCUAUAAUACUUUGAUUGAGCAUUUCUUUCCUGCUCAAUCCCUCAGGCAGGAUUUGUAACCUCUCCGAGGUUCUACCAGAGAAGUAUAGGGCAGAUAGCCCAAGACUUUUCUCUGCUCCUGGAUCUAUUAGCAAAGGGACCUACAACUCAACCUGUGCCUGCAGAUGCCAUCAGCAAGACUCUCUCAUAAGCAUCAGGCAACUCUCAUGGCUGCACAUGGGAAGGAAUAAUUUGCUCGGACACUGGACAUGAGUGCUGGAGUGCGGGAUGGUGAAGGACAGGAAAUCCUUGAGACCUGCUUAGGCUGAUAAUAAUGCAGAAGUCA